Molecule: messenger RNA, 2601 nt
Organism: Oncorhynchus gorbuscha (pink salmon)
Lineage: Eukaryota; Metazoa; Chordata; Actinopteri; Salmoniformes; Salmonidae
Product: regulator of G-protein signaling 21-like
Exons: 5
Coding region: 101-658 (185 amino acids)
Source: RefSeq, a predicted model, not a curated record
GUGUUGAUGAGACUGUCAAAAUAGAUACACUUUGACAACUAACAGAGAACCACAACACUGAGUGCUACAUACACAGAACCCAACUAUUGUUCCCCCAAACAUGCCUAUCUCCAUCACGUCACCAUCAAGGGAACUGCAUUCACACAGCAUGGACAUGGACGACAAGAGGAGAAAUCAGACGAGAGGAAGCGACUUGAAAUCCAGACUACAGCGCAGACCUUCCCAAUCCCCCAACACUAAACGACUUAGCCCUGAGGAAAUUAUCCUGUGGUCCCAGUCUUUGGAGAGACUUCUCGCAUCGAAAUAUGGCAUGACAACAUUUCAAGCCUUCCUGAAGUCGGAGUUCAGUGACGAGAACAUUGAGUUCUGGCUGAUCUGUCAAGACUACAAGAAGAUCAAGUCGUCCUUCAGGCUGUCCUCCAGGGCCAAGAAAAUCUACAAGACAUAUAUUGAAGCCGAGGCUCCAAAAGAGAUCAACAUUGACCACCAGACCAGAGAUCUCAUCAGGCGGAAUGUGAAGACGCCCACCACAGUUUGCUUCGACGAGGCCCAAAGGAUUGUGUACAGAUUGAUGGAGAAAGACUCCUACCCCAGGUUCCUCAGAUCCAACAUCUACAGGACCUUACUGGACUCUGCAUCAGACUACAUUAAGGUGUAAAUGAAUACCAACGGUAGAAACUGGACCGAGGCUUCCAACAAUGGACUGCAAUGUUAGACAGCCAAGAAGGGUUUGCAAAUGGGAUUCCCUAAGAAGAUGUUUCCAAAUGUGAAUUCUACUGGGUACAGAGAUAAGAGGCCAAAGGGAAACAGAACAUACAGAAGUGACUUUGAAUCCUUGUUGACAUUUGUGUCUAGUAGUCUAUGUGCUUCCACUUGAAAGAUAAACACAACAGGGGCAGCAGCAGCUAGUGGUUAAGAGCAUUGCGCCAGUAACUGAAAAGUCGCUGGUUUGAAUCCCUGAGUUGACUAGGUGAUGUGCCCUUAAGCAAGGUGCUUAACCCUAAUUGCUCCUGUGAGUCGCUCUGGAUAAGAGAGUCAGCUAAAUUAAUAAAAAUGUCAAAUAGACAUAUAAUACAUAGAAAAGGAUUACAUAGAACAUAGAAAUAGAUUGUAUUUCUAUGACAGAGAUGGGGUGCUGGGGGAUUACCUUGCAGAGUAUGUGAUAGUUAGGGACUUUCUGUGUCUUGGGGGAUGUUUUCAAGGAUGCAUAUUAUGUAGCAUGUUAACAGCCAGAGCAGCAACUGCAUGAGCAGGUAUCUGCAGUUGAUCAGUGGAGUUAUUUGAUGAGACAUUAGAUAGGAUUAUCUACUAAGUGUGUAUUUUAAAACCAAUACAAAGUUAGAAUAGGAUAUGUUUUUAAUCUGACACCACGCCAUGAGGCAUGUAAGCUGAAAAACAUUAUAACAUGUUGGAGAAUUAAUAUGUGAAGGAAUGACAAUGUAAACAUGUUCUUGUUGCACUGUAUAUAUGUAAAAACAAAAAGAUUUCCAACGUAAUGAAUGCAUUUGUUUGCUAAAUUAGGAUCUUACUGAAUAUAAAUUCAAUAAAAACACAUACAUACACACACACACAACAAUUACUGCUUCAAUCCUUCAAAACACUGAUAAUUUACUUAGAACAUUCUAAGGUUUAUUAAAGACCAGUUUUGUUGAAGAAGCUUCACACAUUUUACUGAAAAGGUCACUUUUUACUUCAAGCAUUUGUGUAAAUUAUGCAUUAUGCAUCUGAACCAAAUAACAGCCAGAUAGUUUAACAGUUAAUGCAUAGAAAGAUAGAAGGGACUGCGGUUGAAAAUUGGCCGGCUGGCUAAAACCGGCACUUUUACUGAAACGUUGAUUAAUGUGCACUGUCCCUGUAAAAAUAAAAUAAACAAAACAUAUUACAAGCCUUUUUUAUAAGACAUCAUAAAGGCUCCUACAUGCUAAUAACAACUUAUAAAGCAUUACACCAGGAUGCUUUAGUUUAGGUCAAGUGUUACCAUGAGAAGGUUUUGGCGGGAGAGAAUCUAACUUUAUGUGGCAGUUUGUCGCUUCCUGUACCAGUUCUCUGUUUCAGAUGUGUUUGGUUGUUGAUUGAGGUAGUGAGACAAAAAAAAUACAUCAUGACAAAUCGUCAUAAUUUCCUUGUUUAGACAACACUGUGUAUUAGUAACCAGUUUCUACUCAUUUAACUGGGUCAUGUGACAGUCAGAAGCCUCAGAACGGUCGGGUUAGCAGACUUUCUAUCUCGUCAGAAGAACAGGAUGUGUGGAAGUUUUUUUUGCGCUGUGUUCUGACGGAGAGAGACAUAGCACAGACAUAUCAUUGACAAAAAUCUGCAAGUUGAAAAUCCUGCUUAUCAGGCACAGAAGCGCAUAACUUGUUUCUCACAAGUGUAUCAAAGGUUGUGAGCUCUGAAAACAACGUGUUCACUCUGUAAUGACUGUAAUAAGAAUAUAUUGAAUGCAUUAUCAGAAAUGACUGUAACUAAACAAAUUAUUGGGAUUAAUGGUAAAUGUACUACUGGUGAUAUAUUGUAUGUAAUGGGGAAUUGAUAGAUGCUAACUAUCAGAGGGCAAACAAUUUACACAAUGAAGUUAUGAAAUAAAUACACAUAAAUUGG